Molecule: messenger RNA, 477 nt
Organism: Eruca vesicaria subsp. sativa (arugula)
Lineage: Eukaryota; Viridiplantae; Streptophyta; Magnoliopsida; Brassicales; Brassicaceae
Source: the annotation of a GenBank genome assembly
AUGAAGAGAAGCAAUGCAUUGUCGACAGACACUGGGAAAAAAUCACAUAAGAAAGCCAAAGAGGGUACCAAUGACAAAGAGAAUACAGUUGUGGGGAACAAAACACAAAACUCAUCUAUCAUAGAUGUUUCACCUUCACCAAGUAUCGAAAACCAUUUUAGGGUGCCCUUCCAGAAUGUUACGAAUCAAAGAUCAAGAGUUGCAAGAAAGGAAAUCCUGGAUAACAGAAGAACAAUUGGCAUUACUACCUCAAAUAGAGGCCCCCAUUCUGAGACGCAAAGAUCACCUAGCACUGUAAUUUUGACUGGUUCUGGAAACGGCCCGCACCCUGCGAUUAAUAGCAUAGGUAAAAUUGGUAACCUAGAAGGAUCUGAACGGAGUACCAACAUUUCAGCGAGGAAACGAAAGACUCUUGGAUCACCUCCAUCGAUGAAUUCAAAGAGAAUACAAACGAAAGGUAACAACAGUUAUUACUAA